AUGAAGCUCCUCACAAAGGAACAAGAAGCAGAGCACUACCGUCAAACCGUCGUUGGAGGUACCAUUGGCGGUCUCGCGGGUCUCGCCGUCGGUUUCGCCGGUGUGGCCUUCGCCCACCGCCGCUACCAUUUCUUCCGCAACCUCACUCUCCCCCUCAAAGCAUUCCUCGUCACCUCCUCCGGCACAUUCACCGGUAUCAUCAGUGCAGACCACUACUCCCGAGCCUACGAGGCAUCUCAAAACCCCAAAGAAAUCGAGUACCGCCAGCGCAUCUCCGAACAGGCCGAGUUGGAAAAAGCAAACAAAACAUGGACUGAGCGGGCAAUGGACUUUGGCCGCAAGGAGCGCUACAAGAUCGUUUUCGGCUCCUGGGUCGGCUCCAUGUUCGCGGCGUUUGCCCUGGUCAACAGAAACAAGUACCUCACCGGCCAGCAAAAGAUCGUCCAGGCCAGAGUUUACGCCCAGUUCCUCACGGUCGGUGUCUUGAUUGCGACGGCGGCGUUUGAGAUUGCCGACCAGAGAAGCGGCCAGGGCCGGUGGGAGACGGUCAGAUACAUCGACCCCACUGACCCGGAACACAAGCGCAUGCUGGAGAAGCAGGUCGAGAGGGACACCACCAGCCAAUCCGGGACCGGCAGCGGAAACGACGACCUGUGGAAGGAGAUGGUGGAACAGGAGGAACAGAGACUGAAGGCCCGGGAAGAGUAUGAAAAGGAGCAUCACAAGCGACACAAGAACGGCAACGGCAAGAAGAAGCACGAGCAAGAAUAG
Messenger RNA from Fonsecaea multimorphosa CBS 102226, 771 nucleotides. RefSeq lists its product as uncharacterized. Gene Ontology annotation, cellular component: mitochondrial inner membrane. Gene Ontology annotation, biological process: mitochondrial respiratory chain complex IV assembly. The transcript has a single exon. NCBI's taxonomy places the organism in Eukaryota, Fungi, Ascomycota, Eurotiomycetes, Chaetothyriales, Herpotrichiellaceae. The coding region runs from base 1 to 771 and encodes 256 amino acids. The record is from RefSeq and is a predicted model, not a curated record.